This is a messenger RNA of Dermatophagoides pteronyssinus (European house dust mite), 1632 nucleotides long. Its product is annotated as 60 kDa chaperonin-like. Lineage: Eukaryota; Metazoa; Arthropoda; Arachnida; Sarcoptiformes; Pyroglyphidae. The record is from RefSeq and is a predicted model, not a curated record.
AUGUUAGGGUUGCCGCUCAAUAAGGCGGCGCCGCAGCCUAGCUACAGUCGCGUGCUGCGCUCCGCCGAGGCGCGUUCGCAACUCUACGCGGGGGUCGCCGAACUCAGCGAGAUUGUCGCUAAAACCAUGGGCCCCAAAGGCCGCAACGUUAUCAUUGAGCGCAGUUUCGCCGACCCGCAAAUCACAAAAGACGGCGUGACCGUCGCAAACGCGGUCACGUUCAAGGAUCCCGUUAAAAACAUGGGCGCGAACUUAGUCAAGAGCGUCACGCGUAAAUCGAACAAUGUCUACGGCGAUGGCACAACCACUGCGACCGUGCUCGCCUCCGCAGUGUUCGACGCGUGCCGCGAGCACACCGACAACGGCAUCGAUGCGAUUGCGCUGUACAAGACGGUGCAGCGGCUCGCCGAGAACGUCAUCAAGUGCGUCAAAGCCGCGGCGAAGCCAGCAACCGUCGAUGAGCUCUACAACGUUGCGCUGAUCAGCGCGAACUACGACGCCGACAUCGCGAAGAUCAUCGCCGACGCGUACCGCAAGCUCGGCCCCGGCGCCAGCAUCACUCUCAGCGAGAGCAAAAAGCCGCAACAUUCGGUUGAGUACCUCGCAGGGCUCAAGCUCGACAAUGGUUUCCACUCGCCGUACUUCGUCAACGACUUCGCCAACGGUUCCUGCAACUUCGACAACUCGCCCGCCGUGCUGCUCCUCGAAGGCAAAUUGUCAAACCUCGCGCCGUUCGUGCCGCUGCUCGAGCAGAUCGCAAAGCGCAACGGCGAGGUUGUGAUUUUCGCAGAUGACGUCGACGAGGAGGUGCUCAAGAGUCUCGUCGUCAACCAGCUGAAAGGCGUCUUGCGCGUCUGCGCAGUCAAGCACCCCGCCUACGGCGAGCAGCGCAAGCGGCUGCUGCAGGACCUCGCUGCGUACACUGGCGCGGCGAUCGUCAACACGAGUCUGCUGGACGAGCAGCAACUUGUGCCUCCGCAGAGCUGCGGUCGCGCGCGGCGCGUGCGCGUGUUUAGCGGCGAGUGCCACCUGUUCAAAGAUGACUUCCACCCCGAGGCGCUGCGCGUACACGAAGCCGUGCUCGAACAGAUGCUGCUCCGCAAGAAUCUUAGCGCGGGCGAACGCACGGACAUCGAGGCGCGGCUCGCGACGCUGCGCGGCAAAGUCGGGCUGAUCGAGGUUGGCGGGCACUCGGAAGUCGAGACCGAAGAAGCGCGGCAGCGCUUCGACGAUGCGCUAGGCGCUGCAAAGGCUGCGCUGAAAAGCGGGCUGGUGCCCGGCGGCGGCAUCGCACUCUACUACGCAGCGAAGGCCGCCUGCGCGCCCGCGCACGCCGACGACGCGCUCACGCAAAUCGCGAAACGAGUAUUGCUGCAGGCGUGCGCCGUGCCUGCGACGCAGAUAUGCAAGAACGCGGGGCUAUCGGCAGAUGAGCUGUUUGCGCAGCUGCGACAAAGCUCUUGCGACGCGUUCGGCUUCGACGCGCGCGCCAGCGAAUUCUGCAACUUAUCAAAGAAGGGUAUCGUCGACCCUUGCGCAAUCGUUGCAGACGCGCUGCGCAACGCGGUUUCCGUUGCGGCGCUGCUGGCAACUACCGAGGCAACGAUUUGCGCCGCCACCGACGCGACUUAA